Molecule: messenger RNA, 639 nt
Organism: Necator americanus (New World hookworm)
Lineage: Eukaryota; Metazoa; Nematoda; Chromadorea; Rhabditida; Ancylostomatidae
Exons: 6
Coding region: 1-639 (212 amino acids)
Biological process (GO): translation
Cellular component (GO): ribosome; small ribosomal subunit
Molecular function (GO): structural constituent of ribosome
Source: RefSeq, a predicted model, not a curated record
AUGCGUGACCUAGUUGGUGAACUUCUGGUGUGCUUGGGGGAGAUACGCAUGCAAAAGGACGAGUUCGUAUCUGCCCAUGGUAUUGUUAGGGAUUAUAGGGCCCCACCGACUCAGUUAUUCACUUCGUGUGAUGACAUGUGGUUUGAGGAACUUUCGCCUUCUCAAAUGUCUCUCAACUGGAUGUUAUCCACCCUGAUAACAUCUAUUUCGCGAAUUCCAUCAUUAUUUAUAUCCACCUCACAGUUUGCUCAUGCCCAGAACCGGAUUCUCCAUACUUCAACAAAUGCAAUGCGGAAUAGCAUUUUACAGUUUAUCCAUUAUCGAAAUGGCCCACCUAAACGACGAUCAAGGAGUAAUGACAAAAGUCCAAUCAGCGGAUAUAAUCACUUCAAAGGAAUUGUUCUCAAAACUGUAAUACGACAUCCCAAAAAACCCAAUUCUGGAAAUCGCAAGUGCGCUAUUGUUCGACUUUCGACUGGUAAAGAAGUGUGUGCGUAUAUACCCGGUGUUGGACAUAACCUCCAGGAACACUCUCAGGUUUUGGUUUGCGGUGGACGUCGACGCGAUCUGAUCUCAGUCAAAGCCAAUAUUGUUCGGGGGAAAUUUGAUUGCGCCCCAGCCGGUACGGUGAAGAAGUAG